Hippoglossus stenolepis (Pacific halibut) is the source of this 11027-nucleotide messenger RNA. It is a transcript of the gene ago3a, whose product is annotated as protein argonaute-3. Gene Ontology annotation, biological process: regulatory ncRNA-mediated gene silencing; regulation of stem cell proliferation. Bases 843 to 3485 code for a protein of 880 amino acids. Gene Ontology annotation, molecular function: RNA binding; protein binding. The record is from RefSeq and is a predicted model, not a curated record. The transcript has 20 exons. Lineage: Eukaryota; Metazoa; Chordata; Actinopteri; Pleuronectiformes; Pleuronectidae.
CCUUUGGCAGAAGGCGGAGUGGAUUGUUCUGACGUCUGCUGACAGUGAGCCCACCUCUUCCUGUCGGUGUCAGGAGGCAACUUCACCAUAUUUAGCUGGUUCGCCGAAGCCCAGCAGAGUUGAUCUGUCACCUGGACCGAACAACCCCGAGACGUGUCGGCGCAUACAACCCCGGCGUUGACAGCUCGAUUUCGGCGACGGGACGCGAACCGCACAGGAGGACGUCGCGGGGCCCUCGGUGCUGGAGGAGCGGGGCCGAGUCAGCGGCUGUUUUCAACCCGAGGAAAAAGUCGCCGUCGUCUGUCAGAAUUCCAACUAUCCGAACCGAGCUAGCCCAGAGCCGGAGCCAGCCCCCUGGAGGCUCGCGGUGCCGCGGACACGGAUUAAUGUGGCCCGCGUUCGGUUGUGUGUAGGGAGUGAUUCGGACUCUGUGACCCCCGCUGUGAUGAUCUCCUGACGGCUCCUCUCCUCCGCUCCAGCUACUUUCCUCCACAGACCCGGCUAGCGAGCUACCUUGGCUAACUAGCAGCUGCCACCGCGUCGCGUCGAGGAGCCAGCAGCCCCUCCGCCGUGGCACCGACACCCGACUGGAGACGUUGACCGUGUCCGGGGACGCCGAACAGAUCAACUCCCCGGGCCGGCGAAACGAACGCCACCGUACGGAGGAGAGAGGAGGGGGCACCGGCGGUUUGACAGCCCGCAAGGGAGGAGGGGAAGCUAACCGAGAGCGGGGCACUGCAGAGGCGGUGCGCUGCCGGAGGAGACACCGGACUGAACGGAGGAACAGUCCCGAACAUUUCACAACUGUGAUCCGGGUAGUGACCCGGGCAGAGACCUCAUGAAUGGAAAUCGGAACUACAGGAGCCGUUGGGGCCCAGUCCCUGUUCACCAUGCCUCGGCGGCCUGGCUAUGGCACCAUGGGGAAGCCCAUCAAGCUGCUGGCCAACUGCUUCCAGGUGGAGAUCCCCAAGAUGGAUGUCUACCUCUACGAGGUGGACAUCAAGCCUGACAAGUGUCCACGGCGAGUCAACAGGGAGGUGGUCGACUCGAUGGUGCAGCACUUCAAGGUGACCAUCUUUGGGGAUCGCAGGCCAGUGUACGAUGGAAAGAGGAGCCUGUACACAGCCAACCCUCUACCUGUGGCACCUGCAGGGGUGGACCUGGAUGUCACUCUACCAGGUGAGGGAGGGAAAGAUCGUCCCUUCAAGGUGUCCAUCAAGUUUGUGUCUCUGGUCAGCUGGCACAUGCUCCAUGAGGUGCUGACCGGCCGCAGCAUGCCUGAGCCUCUCGAGCUGGACAAACCCAUCAGCACCAACCCUGUCCAUGCAGUGGACGUGGUCCUGCGACACCUGCCAUCCAUGAAGUAUACUCCAGUGGGCCGAUCCUUCUUCUCGGCUCCGGAGGGCUAUGACCAUCCCCUGGGAGGCGGGAGGGAGGUUUGGUUUGGCUUCCAUCAAUCUGUGCGGCCCGCCAUGUGGAAGAUGAUGCUCAACAUCGACGUUUCUGCCACUGCCUUCUACAAGGCCCAGCCUGUCAUCCAGUUCAUGUGUGAAGUGCUGGACAUCCACAACAUAGACGAGCAGCCCCGCCCUCUCACCGACUCGCACCGGGUCAAAUUCACCAAAGAAAUCAAAGGUUUGAAGGUGGAGGUGACACACUGUGGAACCAUGCGGAGGAAGUACCGCGUCUGCAACGUGACCCGUCGGCCUGCGAGCCAUCAAACGUUCCCUCUGCAGUUGGAAAACGGUCAGACGGUGGAGCGUACCGUAGCCCAGUACUUCAGAGAGAAGUACAACCUGCAGCUCAAGUACCCGCAUUUACCCUGUCUACAAGUGGGCCAGGAGCAGAAGCACACCUACCUGCCCCUGGAGGUGUGUAACAUUGUAGCUGGUCAGCGAUGCAUCAAGAAGCUGACGGAUAACCAGACCUCCACUAUGAUCAAAGCCACAGCUCGCUCCGCACCCGACAGACAAGAGGAGAUCAGCAGGCUGGUGCGCAGUGCCAACUACGAGGCCGACCCCUUCGUGCAGGAGUUCCAGUUCAAAGUGCGCGACGAGAUGGCCCACGUGACGGGGCGAGUGCUACCCGCCCCCAUGCUGCAAUACGGCGGCAGGGUGAGCACAGAGCACUUUAUGAGUGAUCGUGGUGCCGGUGAUGUCUCAGACUAUAAGAGUAACCGCACCGUAGCCACGCCCAGCCACGGGGUGUGGGACAUGAGAGGGAAGCAGUUCCACACCGGGGUGGAGAUCAAGAUGUGGGCCAUCGCCUGCUUUGCCACACAGAGGCAGUGUCGGGAAGAAAUCCUGAAGGGUUUCACGGACCAGCUACGUAAAAUCUCGAAGGAUGCCGGGAUGCCAAUCCAAGGUCAGCCAUGUUUCUGUAAAUACGCCCAGGGAGCGGACAGCGUGGAGCCCAUGUUCAGACACCUGAAGAACACGUACGCCGGGUUGCAGCUCAUCAUCGUCAUUCUGCCGGGAAAGACUCCUGUCUACGCGGAGGUAAAGCGAGUGGGAGACACCCUCCUCGGCAUGGCCACUCAGUGUGUUCAGGUGAAGAACGUGGUGAAGACGUCCCCUCAGACCCUCUCCAACCUCUGCCUCAAGAUCAACGUGAAGCUGGGAGGCAUCAACAACAUCCUGGUGCCUCAUCAACGACCGUCAGUGUUUCAGCAGCCAGUUAUCUUCUUGGGAGCAGAUGUUACACAUCCACCUGCGGGAGACGGGAAGAAGCCUUCGAUUGCAGCAGUGGUUGGCAGUAUGGACGCCCAUCCCAGCAGGUACUGUGCCACAGUACGGGUCCAGAGGCCCAGGCAAGAGGUCAUCCAGGACCUGGCCUCCAUGGUGCGGGAGCUGCUCAUCCAGUUCUACAAGUCAACUCGCUACAAGCCCACCAGGAUCAUUUUCUACAGGGACGGAGUUUCAGAAGGCCAGUUCAGACAGGUGCUGUAUUAUGAGCUGCUGGCCAUUCGUGAGGCCUGUAUCAGCCUGGAGAAGGAGUACCAGCCAGGCAUCACCUACAUUGUUGUACAAAAACGCCACCAUACCCGCCUCUUCUGUGCCGACCGCAACGAAAGAGUUGGACGUAGUGGAAACAUUCCCGCUGGUACUACCGUGGAUACGGACAUCACCCAUCCGUACGAGUUUGACUUUUACCUCUGCAGUCACGCUGGAAUACAGGGCACCAGUCGUCCCUCCCACUACCAUGUACUGUGGGAUGACAAUUGUUUUACCGCUGAUGAGUUCCAGCUGCUCACCUACCAGUUGUGCCACACCUACGUGCGCUGUACCCGCUCAGUCUCCAUCCCUGCGCCAGCCUACUACGCCCACCUGGUGGCCUUCCGUGCCCGCUACCAUCUGGUGGACAAAGAACAUGACAGCGCCGAGGGCAGCCACGUGUCUGGUCAGAGUAACGGUCGGGACCCCCAGGCGCUGGCCAAAGCUGUUCAGAUUCACCACGACACCCUGAGGACCAUGUACUUCGCCUGAGCUACCACCAACCCUCCCCAGUCAUUGCCACCCACACCCACACACACACACACACACACACACACACACACACACACACACACACACACACACACACACACACAGACGCAACCGUGCACGCCUGGCUUGCCAGUCAAGGAGUCCUCAUAGGUGCGAGUCCCCCCCCCCACGCCUAGUCAAUCCGGACCUGACACUGUGCAGAGGAGAGCAGGGAGGAGGGAGGGGAGGAGGCACACCCACACUGGACUGAGGAUGCAAACGUCGCUUUAAAAACAAACAAGAGAGAAACUCAGCACUAUUAUGCAAUAUUAAACCAGCCAACCAGUAUAUUUUCACCCUCAUCAGGCCCCUUUUCAUCGCCCCCUCCCUCCUGUUCGUCACCUUUACUCGUGGCCUGGUGGGUGUGUUUCUUGUUUGUUUGUACCUUUCCCCUCCUUUCGCACAGUCUCUCUCUUUACGACCCACUAAUCUGCUCCUUUGCCAUUUAUAGUACCUCAAUUCAGUUUGAGCAGCAGCACUUUUACAUUCUGCCAGUUCCACUGCAGUUUGUUGUUAAUUCUCCCCAGUGUUUGAAAAGAGGGAGCAGAGACGGAGGCGUCGGACUCUGGAGUUGUUCUAUCGUGUUUUUUGAUUUCUUGUGGAAUUUAGCUAUUUCAGUUGGCCGGAGGUCCUGCCAGUUGCCACUUUUAUUUUUCCUUAUUUUUUCCUCUUGUUUUCUCUUUUCUGUCACUUUUCACAAGUGUGUGAAAUCACCAGUUACAUGUAUGGAGCACCAUGUUCUUUUGAGCACACUGCCACCUGUUGGCGACGAGGUAUAAUUGCCCCCUUAAAGUUUUAUCAUGUAGUUAGAUCAGUUUUGUCUUUAUCAGUCAGAUGUCACAUUUAAACGGGGGCAGUUUAUAUUGGCUGAUGUAUCAAUUGCUUAAUUGCAGCCAUAUAUGGAUUUUUAUUUAAAGUAUAACACUGUUAUUUCUCCUUCUACUUUAUGGACAUUAUGUUUUUAAUCAUUUAAACAUGUAAUCCUAUGUUUUUAAUCCUUGUAGUCAUGCAUUCAUUUCCCUCAGUGCUUUAUCUCACGUUUCCCUCUCUUGAGUUUGAGAUGGUGGUUUAAUAGAGAUCAUGUCGAUGGUUUCCUCCAGUGCAAUAAUCCGUUGAACGAAGGGAAGAGGAUUUUAGGGGACAUACACAACUCAAAAGAACAGUUACACAUUUCAUUUGAAAGUGAGAGUCCUCGGUAGAUGAGAUGUUUGCCACUUGCUAGAGACGUUCAUGUUGUCCUCCUCUGCGAGAUGAUUGAUCAGCACGUUUUACGAGUUUUGCCUUUUCUACUGGGCAAAAAAACCCCAAACGGUUCAACUGCAGUUUGUGAUUUUCAUGUUUUUACUUGAAUUGAAGGAUUUUAUGCGCCUCUUCGGUUUGAGAAUAUUUUAUCAUCAAUGGGCAUAAUUUCAGAAUUCCCGAUUAUCAGUUUGCCAAUGAGGCUGAUUUUCUCAAUUCUUUUAGAAUUAACCCAUUUUUGGAGAACAAAGCUUUUCACCCGACAGCAGCAAAGAGUCUAAAGGCCAUAAAGAGGUAGUAUUCAAGUGCCUGGUGGAAGAUUAAGUGUUCGAUGGUCAAAAGCUGUACAGCCUAAUAUUAUAGGGAUCCUGUUUCAGUGGGUAAAGGAAUCAAAAAGAAAGUUUCACCUGAUGCCUCUUAUUCUUCUCAACAACCGUCUACUGACUUUUCUAUACAUCUCAUUCAAAUCAUCCUAAGAUCUAUAUAUUUAUUAUGUUUGCCUGUACAGCAGUGUGAGCUGUUGGCUUUGCUUCCGAGCGGCGUUCAAGCAAAGCCGGCCGAGUUGUCUUUUGCUAAAUAUUCACCAGAUAUGGAUCCAGCUGCUACAGUGUGUUUGUACCUAACAGGGGCCGGGUUCAUGGGCACGGAGUCGCCCUCUCAAUAAUCCAAUUCUUUCAAUAACCUCUCUUUCAGAAAACCUCCAAGUACAGAACGAGGUUCAACUCCUGUCCAUGGAACCGGCCCAACAGUUGAGACUGGCUUCGGAGCGGAGCCGAGGAGCGGAGUGGGUGACCGACCUUUGCAGCAGAAGUAGAGCUGACUGAUCCGAAUCGUUUGUCUGGAUCGCUGUCGCCACCUCGCUCCUCGGCGCCGCUGACGACCCGAAGCUCGUCCGGGGGUUGUUUUUAAUCUGCACUAAAAGAAGCGUGUGUUUCGGGACUGAACACAGGCCUGGUGCUACUCAUUCUGAAUUAGAAUCUGAAGCUGAACCUCUAUAGGAGACUGUACAUGAGCAGGUGGGAAUGGUAGAAAAUGGUAGACCUCACUCAGCGAAGGCCGGGGGGGGGGGUCCGGUGCGGCCGGGCAGCUCCGGACUUGGUUGUUGCGGUCAACGUUGAGAAUCCGCAAAUGGUACAAUGACAGCCGUGCUCUUGGACAGUGAGGUAUAAUGUAGGGUCCUAUAUCCGCUGUUGCAUUCGACUGCCUUUCGUAGGCGAGCCUUCUAGUGUGGAAGCCAGUGAGUUUGAGCCUUCAUGAUUUCACUAGUGUCUGAAAGCCUUUUUAAAAAGCCAGAUCGAAAGUAUAUUUGUACAUUUUAAAUUAUGUAAUGCACACCACUUAUUUUUGCUAACAGAAAAAAAAACAAUGUAGUCUAAUUAUUAAUCUUAGUAAUAAAUGUAUCAUGAUACGUAAUGGUUAAAAAAAAAAAGGUAUAAUAACGAAGAUUUAUUAUUGCAAUAGACUGUUGACUUGUUCCUGUGUCACUGUAUAAUGUAAAGUGUAUGUGUGAACAGUGGGGUUGUUGAAACUAGUGACUUGUGUGUUUGGACUGUCAUACUGUUAUCGAUAGGGACGUGGACUUAAACUGCCUCUUGCUUUGAUAUUUGGAAAAAACAGCUGCAACUUGUCGAAUGCUUAUUAUUUUAGAUGUGUGUACGGUUAAGGGUUUGUCGUAGAAGAAAUAUACUGAACUCCGAAAGGCUUUUGUAUCAAGACAUCACAUCUCUCGACAAACCGUAGAAUAGAAGAAGAGUCGGCGAAUGUCUCGAACUUCUGCUCCUGAAUGUUCUCGGCUUUUCUUCACCUGGUGCUGACGCCUGCUGCUUUAUCAAGGGUGGAGAGAGAACAAGGAAAACGGGCGAGUGGUUUAGAGAAGUGUCGCUGACCCAUUUCAAGGACACGUGAUGGAAAUGCGCCGUAACAAGGGGCAGUAGUUCUCCAAUCCUUAAGUGUUAAAGCCUCGAGGGGAGGAUUGAAGUCGGAAUUGCAACCUCUUGUUGCUUUUUCCACAGAGUCCUCUCCUCGACCCGAGGCCCCUUCAUGUGCUCGCAAACACAAUGACGUGCUGGCCUCCCGGUAAAUCUGUGGUGUGACAAAGCCUGUAAUCUCAUUGUCGCUCUCUUUUCCCCUUUGCUCCCUGAACAUUCACUCCCCUGUGUCAGAGGACUACAUUCCACGGUCGUACUUUCCCGAUCCGAUCCCCCUGGGAGGCGUAAAAGAAGAAAACAAAGAUUGGAGCGGAGGGACGACGUAGUGGCUUCUGUGAUUAAUUCAAGUGUGUUUGUGUGUUUGGAAUCAAAGCCUAAGUCAGUGUUGGCUUUGCCGGUAUGUGGCAGGUUGUGUUGGAAGUUGGAACGAGUCUGAAGGUUGAUCGUGAGAGUUGGAGUCCGUUUAUUACUCGGCCAUCUCCGCUGUCUGUCAUGGAUGUUCGGUUUGCGUAUGAACGGCGCUCGUUAGGGCAGUUGAACACAUGUUUACAUAGCAGAUGUGUUCGCCUUGCGUACAACUGAAAUGUCAUCGGCUCUGCUUUGCAAAUACAAUGCGAGUAGAGAAGUGACCCGACACGAGCGGAAUCAUUCGGGGCCUGUGGGAGUGAACGCUCGAAGGGAUACGAAGACAUCAUUUAUUUGGCUGAUUGUUUUUUUUUUUGUUUGCAGAGCAGGACGACAGCCUUGUUUGUCCUUCUAGUUCUAUUAUUAAAAUGACUUGUUGGAUUGGAUUGAAGUUAAACAGGUACACUGGGAUCACAGCUUGCAGCGAGCUGUGGCCUUUAGCUCUGAAUUGGGAUUGUUAGCUAUACGGACAAAUAACCAAAUUCUAGAAAAAGGUCUCCUUUUUUCAAAAACGAAAUCAAAGUAAAAAGGUGUAUUCCGUUUCGAGUAAAUGGACCAACAGCCCUGAUUUUGGAUGCUCUGUGUUUGCGGUGGAAAGUAGCAAUGGAGUGAGAAAAAGUCCACAGAAAGUGCCUUUCCUCUUGAUGGUGCUGUCAAUUGAAAGAUGAAAUGUAAAUGAAAUAGAAUCUCCUUUUCAAGAACACAACGCAGGAAUGUCUGCAUCUUACACACACACUGUACAUGUUUGUGUUUUUAGAGAUGACGAUGCUAACUCGUGUAUUUGGACAUUAAGCCUACGUAGAGACAUUAUUAUGCCAAGUAUAUGGUUGUGGUUGAGCUUUCGCUUCCUAGUGCAUUUUAGUGUCUUGGACCAAUGGUGUCGUUGGUACAGUGGAAUGUGUGUAGGUGUGGGUGAGGGUGGGUGGGGGGGUCACACUAGCGUGGCGUGACGCGGCCCGGCCCUCGGAUGGCAAACAUAGCACAGCACUUUAUAGAGACUGCCACUCUCACUAUAGACACAUAGCCAAGAGUUUUCAAUCUCCACUCCCUCCAGUCCCCCUUCUUCCUCCCGCUCGGGAGGAGGAGGAGCGGAUGCAGACCUCGGUGUACAUGAGGAGUCGAAGGGAUGCGUGUGUGUGUGUGUGUGUGUGUGUUCAGCAGUCGGUCAUUAAAAGUGUGCCUCAUGCUCUUGUGACUUUGUUGUUGGCUCGGUUUAGUCAGCCUGCUCUGGUGUGGUGGUUUUCCCUGUGGAACCACUCGACACUGUUACGACCACAGGGCUGGGUGUCAAAUAGCAGCGCCUCACAAAGUUUUGGCGUCAAAAGUCCAGAACUUUUUACAGUAGAUUUUUUUUUUUGCACUGAGGAAUCAAGGUUUUCUUCUUGAAGGGCAUUUUUAUUAAGGAAAAGCAACAUACGCAGGAUUUGAAUCUGUUUGAAAAAAAGCAUGAAUGACCGAAAAAACAAGUUUCGUUUUCUACGAGAAAUCGGCAGAACCAGUGUCAGUAUUGAACCUCUCCUCUCGAUGCCCAGCCCUGGUAACAGCCCGUGGCAUUCUGUCAUCUCAGCGCAGUGCCCUGCCAUGUAUCCUGCCCCGGAUGGAGGGAACCUGUGCCCGGUAGUUCCCCCGUCUUGAGCCGCUCGUGUGUCGACUGAAAACCGACGGUGGUCUGUAGUUCUGUGGGAACCUUUUCAGUCCAGGGGGGUUGAAAUCUUUCUAUUACAAGAUAUCUCAAAUAAAAAAAAAAAAAUACAAAACACUGCACCUCACUUACCUUGGUAUGCUGCAUAUGUUAUACUACAUGAAAGAAAAACUGCAAAUUGCUUUUAUUAUGACAUAUAAUGCUUGAGUAAUGCCUGAUUGCGAUAUUCUUAUACGUAACUAUUUUAGAGUCAAAAUAAGUAUAACUGUAAAAAAAAUAUUCUGUUUUUGUCUUAACACUUAUCCGAUUUUGAAAAAUUGUUCUUUGAGCCGACUUUUAUUUUGUUGUCCUAUUUAAAUGUGUUGUUCUUUAAAAAUAUAUAUAUGAAAUAUAUAUAUAUGAAAUAUAUAAAUGCGGAAUAUUUUAUGGUGUAUUUAUUGACAGUGCGUUUUAAAGCGGCUGGAGUCUCCGCAUCAUAUUGCAGCAUGGUGGGGGCGGAGCCAGGAGGACGAGGCCUUUAGCCCCUCCCCCUCCAUGUUGACGCCUUAUCCUCCUCGACACGUAAGCACAACAAUAUGGAGGGGGAGGAAAAGCAGGAGGUGGAUUGGACGAAAAGAAGUCGAGCUGUGGUUGAGUCUCUCCCUCCUCCUCCUCCUUUUUCUAAAUAUUCCUCCCCCUUCUUCACUCUUCUUCUACCACCUGAGAAGGUUGAAUGCCGACCCCCACCCCCCCACAUGCUGCCGCUUCAUCUCUGAUGAUGAAGGAGAACCAUUUCUGUACCACACUGACUUUGGGUGUUGAGACGCUGACUCUUUUUGUUUUUCUGUUUUCUUCCUUUCAUCCCAAGCUGCUAGCUGGUACGUUAGCCAUGUCCAAUGCCCGAGCCAGUACAAGGGCAGGUGGGACAGCGUGAAAUGAAACUGUGGGGGUGGGGGAGGAAGGACAUUUAGAAACUUUUAGAAAAGGCGUAAUUCUUACAGAUUAUGGUGAAUUUUUUUUCUUCGUUUCUUCGUUUCUUUCCUUCGUCUCCUCGUUUUGUUUUUCUUGUGCCAGAACAUUUUACAGCACGAACAGGUCUCAUUCCACGAGAAAUGACACACCUCAGCCUUACGUGCGUUCUUUCCUAAUCCUCAUAUUCCUGUGUGACUUCGUCGGGUGCAGGCCCACUGACAAAACAAGCCCACGCACUCGUUCUGCCCACCCACCCCCCCCGAUCGGCGCCCUCAUCACUACUCAUGUAAACCACUAAACAUCCCAGUGAACUCUGAGGCGUCUGAAGCCUUUUGGAAGAAUCGCUCUGUCCCACUCGUCAUGAUGUCAGAACAGAAGCAGGUCUGAGUCAAACGUAUUUGGAAACGAUUCUUGGCAUUUGUUCCAUCAACAUGAACGUUCCGAAUGACUUGAAAACAUGUGCUAAUAUGACUUUUCUACACUUUUCAUGUGCUGUUGGAAAACUUAUCGGGUUUUUCUGCAAAUCCAAAGAACGGUAUUUUCAGAUGGUUUGACCCGGGCCUGACGGGAACCUGGGGGCGUCCCCAGUGUGCUGGAUUACAGAGACCUGUGCCUGUACAAUGAACCAAGGAUGAACUGUGUUGUGAUGAAUUGCUGAUCUUGUCUUUUUAUUUUAUUUUUAUUUUCUAUUUUCAUUUUUUCUGUUGGUCGUCCCUCGCCCCAUCGGAGGAUCAGAGACAUGGACAUUUUGAGUGUUGUCAGUCCUGUUCCAAAGCAAACAGGCCCCUUCGCCCAUUUAAGCCAAAUACAUUUUGGUGCAUAAAUGUUUACGGUCAUGUUUACUCCCACGGUGAUCAGACGUUUAACCCGUUUUUCAUCCCAUCAGCAUUCCAGUAACAAGUACGAACCAAAUACUGCAGAAGAGAUUAGGCUCCUGACGCUGCUUUGUUUUCCCUCGUGUUCACACCAUGGUUUUGAAGACAGAUACUUGACAGCGGCCAAGGAUCUUCUGUGCACGCUGAUCGUCAUAUUACUUCUUUUGUUAAUGUAGCAUCACUCUUGUGUCAGUGUUAUUCCAAAAUAAAGAUCUUAGGCUCUGAUACGUCUGAGCGAGGCACCAGCAAAGAACAGCGAACCUUCACCACCGGAUGAUCCAUGUCUCGGUCCAUGUUAGCCCACGUCGCAGCAGCUCUGUUGUACCAACAGCUCGAUUCCUCUCAGUUUUCAAUGUGUUUCUUUUGUAACCCUCUCUUACAGGAUGUUGGCCUUUUAGUGUUGCUUUGCUUCAGUUUGAAGUGUAUCUUUGACUAAUACUUGCAAUAAAAUGCUUUGCUUUAC